Molecule: messenger RNA, 483 nt
Organism: Anopheles stephensi (Asian malaria mosquito)
Lineage: Eukaryota; Metazoa; Arthropoda; Insecta; Diptera; Culicidae
Exons: 2
Coding region: 1-477 (158 amino acids)
Source: RefSeq, a predicted model, not a curated record
AUGUUAAAUGCAUUAUUUUUCACGGAUGAUGGUGAGGAUGAUUAUACAAAUCUUGCAGCAUACCGAAGGCAUUUGCGGAAACAGCUAGAUCCGCUUGAAUUACCAGAUAAAACGUUUAUUCAAAAUUUUCGACUUUCGAAGGCGCUGUUUAUUGAAAUUCUUGGCAAAAUAGCACCGUUUAUUGCCCCUAAACAUAACCGGGGAUUAUCAGCAAAGGAAAAGUUGGCGACAACUUUACGGUUUUUGGCACAAGGAUCAUACCAGCAGGGUGUUGGUAAAGAUUUCAACAUGGCAAUUGGGCAAUCAACUUUUUCCGAAACAUUGGAUCAAACCCUAUCCGCGCUGGAGCGUGAACUUGCCUAUGCUAUCGACAUAAAUAUGACAGAAGACGAAAAAUCAGACGCCAGGCAAUAUUUUUAUGCAAAAUUACCCGUACCUGGUGUAUCCGCACAGAAAUGGCGAACCCAAUACGACUGAAGCACU